AUGGCGGCAUCGGCGGCCCACGUCGCGGCGCUGGCCGCCGUCCUCCUCUUCAUCCCUUCCCUCCUCGCCACUGUCGCCGCGCAGCAGGGCAAGGCCAAGGCCUUCUGCAUCAGCCAGUUCGCCAUCGCCAGUCAGGCCUGCUCCAUCCUGCCGCCCAGCCCCCCGGAGGACGACCAUCACCACCACCACGACGAUGAUGAUGACGACGACGACGACGACGAGCACCAUGGCGGUGACGGUGACCGCCGCCUCCGUGGACGCCAUGGCCACGCGGCGGUCAUCAACAUCUCGUCCCUUGGCCUGAUGGCGGCAAACAACGACAGCAGCGGCGUUGACGUUGCAAGAAACGGCACCGGUCACCAUGGUGGCAACCACACCCGCCACGGGCGCGGGCGCAGACGCGGGCGCGGGCGUCUUCGUGGUACUGGACACGGCCGGCGUGGGCGUGUGCGCGACGGUAAUGAGGACCCCGACCAUGACGACGACCACGAGGAGGACCCCGACCAUGACGACGACCAUGACGACGACGAUGACGACGACGACGACGACGACCACGAGCACAAUGACGACGACCACGAGCACCACCACGACGAGGAGCUCCGGGCGUACCGCGACUGCUGCCGGUGGCUCCAGGAGGUGCAGAAGGACUGUGUGUGCGAGGCGCUCCUGCGGCUGCCGCCGUUCCUCGUAAAGCCACAGCACAAGUACGUCGUCCGGGUUGGGCGGACGUGCCGGAUCGUCUACCGCUGCGGCGGCGUGUAG
Molecule: messenger RNA, 762 nt
Organism: Triticum dicoccoides
Lineage: Eukaryota; Viridiplantae; Streptophyta; Magnoliopsida; Poales; Poaceae
Product: sarcoplasmic reticulum histidine-rich calcium-binding protein-like
Exons: 1
Coding region: 1-762 (253 amino acids)
Source: RefSeq, a predicted model, not a curated record